Molecule: messenger RNA, 1595 nt
Organism: Manis javanica (Malayan pangolin)
Lineage: Eukaryota; Metazoa; Chordata; Mammalia; Pholidota; Manidae
Source: RefSeq, a predicted model, not a curated record
AAGCCACUGGACUCCACAAACCCACUAGGCACAGCAGAAGCAGGGCUGUGAUGAGCACAAGGCGAGUGGUGGUGGACAUGCCCACUGGGGCCAGCUCCAGCAUGCCCCUCCAGGGGCACAGGGCUUCCUUCAGGGGAACACGGCCAUCGUCCUCCCUGGAUAGCCCCUCGGCCUCCAGGACCAGUGCUGUGGGUGGUCUGGUCCGAGCACCCAGAGUCUAUGCAGGGAUGGUGCCCAAUGGGUGCGCAGGUGGCGUGGAUGCCCGUGUGACUCGCCGGGCCCUAGGCAUCAGCACUGUCUUCCUACAGGGCCUGAGGAGCUCAGGCGUAGCCACAGUACCAGCUCCAGGCCUGGAGAGGGGCCUCAGUGCCGCUGAGGACCUGGGGGGUUGCCUGGUGCAAUACAUGGCCAAGGUGCACGCCCUGGACAAAGUCACCCAGGAGCUGGAGGCACAGCUGCGCAGGCACCUGGAGAGCAAGGCCGCGAGCUCUGAGGGCUGGGGCGCCCUCAGGGCCUCCUGGGCCAGCAGCUGCCAGCAGGUGGGCGAGGCAGUCUUGGAAAACGCCCGGCUCAUGCUGCGGACAGAGGCUAUCCAGGCGGGCGCAGAAGACUUUAAAGAAAGAUAUGAAAAUGAGCAACCAUUUCGGAAGGCAGCGGAAGAGGAAAUAAACUCUCUGUAUAAAGUCAUCGAUGAAGCAAAUUUUACAAAAAUGGAUCUGCAGAGUCAAAUAGAGAGCCUGAAAGAAGAGCUUGGCUUUCUGUCAAGGAGCUAUGAAGAGGAUGUGAAAGUGCUGUACAAACAGUUGGUAGGGUCUGAGCUGGAACAAAUGGGUGUCCCCACUGGCACUGGUCUGGAAGACAUCCUUGAGACGAUCAGAAUUCACUGGGAGAGAGAUGUUGAAAAGAACCGGGCAGAGGCAGGAGCCUUGCUCCAAACCAAGGCUGCGGCCGUCAGGACGGAGUUACACAACACUUCGUGCCAAGUGCAGAGCCUCCAGGCCGAGACGGAAUCCCUGCGGGCCCUGAAACGAAGCCUGGAGAACACCUUGCACGACGCCCAGCACUGGCACGACGUGGAGCUCCAGAACCUGGGCGCGGUGGUCGGCAGGCUGCAGGCGGAGCUGCGCGACGCGCUCGCCGAGGCCGAGCUGGGGCAGCAGGUGCACGAGCGUCUGCUGGCGCUCAAGUGCCAGCUGCAGAGCGACGUGGCGGCCUGCCACGCCUUGCUGGACCGGGAGGAGAGCGGGUUCCUAUGUGUGGCAUACAUUGCCUAAGGAACGGAGUAUCAGCUCUAAGAAACAACCUAAAGAUAAUACAGUCCAACCCCUUAUGAUCCCAGAGCAAAUACAAGGUCUCAGAGCAGAAAAGGAUUUUCCCAUGACCACAUGGGAGGUGGAGACAGAGCCCGGCAACAGGAGGAAGAGCAACCAGCCCAGAUGUGCUACUGACCCGGGAAGGAAAGAACGCAGAGUUCUCCCGGCUCUCGCCAAUGCGCCACGUAAUGUCUCUUUCCUCAGAAGGCAAGACAGCUGUGCGGAGGCAACCUAACCCUCCCUCCAUCCAAAUGGAAAAUAUGUCAUCCAGCUCUUUCCAAC